GUUCGUCAUUGGCCACUGCAUUUGCGGCUCAUUGCUUAGGCAAAUUGCUAUGCCUUCACUAGCUUACUCGUCAAGAAUCAAGGCUGUGGACGACCAUACGAGCGUAGUUCUCUUUUCAAAGCACUGUUUCGUACAAGGAAAGCCUUCCGAUACUGUGUACACUGUGAAGCAAUCGCGCAUUCCCGAUAAUGUCGACAUCCUCCUAGCUUCGAGUCUCACGUUCACGAUAUCGGGUCUCUUGGACAAGAAGAAGGUAUCUGCAGACUGUAUUCAACGCUCUCAUCUGGCUCGCCAUAUCGUGGAAUAUCUCAAGACUAAUGCGGCACUGCUUGGGCUAAGCACAAUUUCCGACGUACACCUGGGCGAUGACAAUGGCGUGCCGACCUUUACAGUACAUUCAUCUCGUUGCAUGCCGUCAAGCUCAGAGAUGAAGUCAAUGCAUCUGACACUUACCACCAUUCAUCUGCGAUAUGAAUGGAGGGAUAUCACAAGUCCAGAUUCAUCGAACCAACUUAACCAUCCAUUUUCCCCAAAUCUAUCGUUGCCGUUCUUGACCUUGUUGGAUAACGUUAUUGGUCGCUUUGUAACAUGGCAUCUCGUAAAGCGCUACCCUCUAAUAUUCGGUACUUGGUUUAAGAUCUAGAAGCCACAUUCUUCCCAAAAAUUUCUCGAAUGCUACUAGAAAUGAUGAAAAGGUCUCCCAAUCCAGAAUUUCGUUCGACUUGCAAGCGUCUUCUCAAAAGCAUCAAGCGAAAACAACUGUUGAGAAUCUCGUUGUCCGACGCUUCAUUAUCCAAUUUAUUGUCAGAAGUUGGACAAGAUCACCUUGAUACUCUCAGGGAGCGUGAGAUGGUUCCUGAGCUUAGUGUCGAAGAUGCAUUC
Messenger RNA from Guyanagaster necrorhizus, 882 nucleotides. RefSeq lists its product as uncharacterized. The coding region runs from base 50 to 643 and encodes 197 amino acids. Lineage: Eukaryota; Fungi; Basidiomycota; Agaricomycetes; Agaricales; Physalacriaceae. The transcript has 6 exons. The record is from RefSeq and is a predicted model, not a curated record.